AUGGUCACUACUGUGAAGAACGCGCCACGUGGCGCGACACCCGCUCCGCGCCAGUCUCUCACUGUCGUCGACAACCGCACCGGAAAGUCUUACGAGCUGCCCAUCACUCACAACUCCGUCCAGGCUACGGAUAUCAAGAAGAUCAAGGCCGCGAGAGGCAACGACCGCGCCGAGGAUGAGACGGACCAGGGUCUCCGCGUGUACGACCCGGCCUACAUGAACACCGCCGUCGUGCAGAGCAACAUCACAUACAUCAACGGCCAGGAUGGAAUCCUCCGGUACCGCGGGUACCCUAUCCAGCAGCUGGUGAACAAGUCGCACUUCCUCGAGAGCGCGUUCCUCCUCAUCUACGGCGAGCUGCCGACGUCGACGCAGUACAACAAGUGGCAGGAUGAGAUCAUGCACCACACCUACAUCCACAGCGACAUCGAGGGCAUGUUCAAGUCCUUCCGUUACGACACGCACCCCAUGGCCAUGCUUCAGUCCUCCUUCUCCGCCCUGGGUGCCUUCGCGCCCGAGUCCAACCCCAGCUUGCAGGGUCAGAAGCUCUACACCAACGCCGCGUCCGGCGACCCGGAGGCCCUCAAGAUGCUCGACAAGCAGAUCCUCCGCAUCAUCGGCAAGGCUCCCACCCUCGCGGCCGCUUCCUACCGCAUGCGCCAGGGCAGACCGUUCAACCGCCCCGCCCAGGGCCUCAGCUACACCGGCAACUUCCUCUACCUCCUCGACCACCUCAGCGGCCACGAGUACCAGCCCCACCCGGUCCUCGAGAAGGCCCUGGACGCGCUCUUCAUCAUCCACGCCGACCACGAGGUGAACUGCUCCACGGCGACCGUUCUCCAGGUCGGCUCCAGUCUCGUCGACCCGUACAGCGUCGUCUCCGCGGGCUGCGCCGCGCUCUACGGCCCCAGCCACGGCGGCGCCAGCGAGAGCGCCAUCCGCAUGCUGAUGGAGAUCGGCAGCCCCGAGAACGUGCCCGCCUUCAUGGCCAAGGUCGAGAAGCGCGAGCGCGUGCUGGUUGGCUUCGGCCACCGCGUGUACAAGAACGUCGACCCGCGCUCGACGGCCAUCCGCCAGCUGGCCGAGGAGGUCUUCGCCGUCACGGGCCGCAACCAGCUCCUGGACACGGCGCUCGAGCUCGCAAAGUACGCGCGCGAGAGCGAGUUCAUGAAGAAGCGCAACCUGUACCCCAACGUCGACUUCUACUCCGGCCUCAUCUACCAGGCCAUGGGCUUCCCGCUCGACUUCUACCCGGUGCUGUUCGCCGUGCCGCGCUGCGUGGGCUGGCUGGCGCACUGGAGGCAGCAGAUGCUGCAGAAGGGCGGCGUCAAGAUCUGGCGCCCGAGGCAGCUGUACAUUGGCGAGGGAGAGCGGAACUACGUCGACGCCGCGCAGAGGAAGGAGAGGGAGAAUAAGUCCGUGUUUGACGAGCCGGUGCAGGUCAGCCACGGCGGAGACAGCAAGCGUAACGAGCUUGCGACGUACAAGGAUGAGAUGGGUCAGCCUUGGAGGGGUCGCGCGAAGCUCUGA
Messenger RNA from Colletotrichum aenigma, 1530 nucleotides. RefSeq names its product Citrate synthase (gene gltA). Lineage: Eukaryota; Fungi; Ascomycota; Sordariomycetes; Glomerellales; Glomerellaceae. The transcript has a single exon. The record is from RefSeq and is a predicted model, not a curated record. Gene Ontology annotation, molecular function: acyltransferase activity, acyl groups converted into alkyl on transfer. Bases 1 to 1530 code for a protein of 509 amino acids. Gene Ontology annotation, biological process: tricarboxylic acid cycle.